This is a messenger RNA of Taeniopygia guttata (zebra finch), 3340 nucleotides long. The record is from RefSeq and is a predicted model, not a curated record. Lineage: Eukaryota; Metazoa; Chordata; Aves; Passeriformes; Estrildidae.
CAACGCCCCCCAUUGCCCCCGCAGCCCCCGCCCGGCCCCCGCCAUGGCGCAGACGCUGCAGAUGGAGAUCCCCAAUUUCGGCAACAGCAUCCUGGAGUGCUUGAAUGAGCAGCGCCUGCAGGGGCUCUUCUGCGACGUCUCCGUGGUGGUCAAGGGCCACGCUUUCAAAGCCCACCGGGCCGUGCUGGCUGCCAGCAGCUCCUACUUCCGAGACCUGUUCCACAGCUCCAAGAGCGCCGUGGUGGAGCUGCCGGCGGCCGUGCAGCCCCAGUCCUUCCAGCAGAUCCUCAGCUUCUGCUACACCGGCCGCCUCAGCAUGAACGUGGGUGACCAGUUCCUGCUCAUGUACACGGCCGGCUUCCUGCAGAUCCAGGAGAUCAUGGAGAAAGGCACCGAGUUCUUCCUCAAGGUCAGCUCGCCCAGCUGCGACUCGCAGGGCCUGCACGGCGACGACACGCCGGGCUCGGAGCCGCAGAGCCCGGUGGCGCAGACGUCGGCGGCGCAGGGCUGGGCGGCCGCGCUGCCCUUGGUGUCGCGGGUCAAGACGGAGCAGGGCGAGCCCGACGGCGUGCAGUGCACCUUCGUGGUCAAACGCCUCUGGGACGGCGCCGCCAAGGACGCCGGCGGCAACGGCAGCCGGAAAAUGGCCAAAUUCUCCGAGGCGGCGCCGCGCCCGCCGCAGCCGCCCGGUACCGGUACCGGUGCUGGUGGCGGCGGCGCAGCCCCGGCCCCGGCGCCCGCCCCGGCGCCCGGCACGGCCGCAGACCAGACCAGCCCCGGGGGCACGUCCAGCGCCUACACCAGCGACAGCCCCGGCUCGUUCCAUAACGAGGAGGAUGAGGAGGAGGACGCGGGCGAGGAAGGCUCAGACGAGCAGUACCGGCAGAUCUGUAACAUGUACACCAUGUACAGCAUGAUGAACGUGGGGCCUGCAGCCGCAGAGAAGGUGGAGGCCCUGCCCGAGCAGCCCCCCCCAGAGCCCCGGGCCCGUGCCCGCCUGCGCCAGGACCUGGCGUCGCUGCCAGCCGAGCUCGUCACCCAGAUCGGCAACCGCUGCCACCCCAAGCUCUACGACGAGGGCGACCCCGCCGAGAAGCUGGAGCUCGUCACCGGCACCAACGUGUACAUCACACGGGCGCAGCUGAUGAACUGCCACGUCAGCGCGGGCACGCGGCACAAGGUGCUGCUGCGCCGCCUGCUCGCCUCCUUCUUUGACCGGAACACACUGGCCAACAGCUGCGGGACCGGGAUCCGCUCGUCCACCAACGACCCCAGCAGGAAGCCGCUGGACAGCCGGGUGCUACACGCGGUCAAGUUUUACUGCCAGAACUUCGCUCCCAACUUCAAGGAGAGCGAGAUGAACGCCAUCGCGGCCGACAUGUGCACCAACGCGCGGCGCGUGGUGCGCAAGAGCUGGAUCCCCAAGCUGAAGCUGCUGAUGGCCGAGGGCGACUCCUACACCUCCUUCAUCAACGACACCGGCAAGCUGGAGCCUGACAUCAUGGGCCCCGAGCCCCCCUUCGAGGCGGGAGGCCCCGAGCCCGAGGGGGGGCCUGCAGGGGAGGGGCUGCAGUGACCCCCCAGCCCCGAGCCCGCCCUCGGGGAUGUGCCCCGAGCAGGGUGGGAACUCAACCCUAAACUGGGGGUGCAGAGCGAUGCCCCCACCCCACCCCCAGUAGGAGUAGGGACCCCCCCAGACAGGGCCACCCCCCAGUGAGGGCGUAGGGACCCCCCCAGGACCCUCCAGUGAGGACCCUGAGAGGAUGAAGGGAUCCCCCCCCGCCCUGGGGACCCCCGCCCCCCCCCCACAAAAAGGGGGCAGGGUCCCACCAGCAAGGGACCCGUGUGGUUUAGGGACCCCCCCCAACCCAGAUGGGCACUCCCAGGGGCAGGGACCCCCCCCGAAGUGACCCCUCAGGGGCAGGGACCCCACAGCAAGGCCCCGGUGGGUCCUGUCCCACCCUCCCCCUCCAGAUUUUGGGGUUGUUUUUUUUUGGGGGGGGGGGGGGGUGGCAGCCUCUCGGCACAAGCGCAGCUGCCCCCCUCCCCCCCGCCACUAUUCGGGGGUGGGGCCUGGGGUCUUGUGCCCCCCCAGGACCCCCCCACGCGCACCCCCUGCAUUCCCCUCCAGGGCCACAGUCCCUGCAGGCACCCGCAUGUGUGUCCCCCCGUGUCCCCUCUGUCCCGUGUCCCCCCUGACCCCCAGGGACCCCCAUCGCUCUGGGCAGCCCCCCCGCAUGUGUCCCUCCCCCCCUGGGGCUGGAGUGUCCCCAGGUGACCUCUGCCCCCCCCCCACGUCACCUGUCCGUGUGUGUCCCCAGGUGUGUGUCACAAGGGGGGGGCGUCACCUGUCUGUGUUCCCCCACCACCACAAAGGAGCCAGGACUGCCAAAUUGGGAGGGGCCCACUUAUUGCUCCCCCCCCCUCACUGGGGUCUGUCCUCGGGGGGGGGGACACUGUGUGUGACCCGGGGCGGGGAGGGAUAGGGGCACCGUGGGUGGGGGGACACAGGGACCCCCCCUCUCCCCCAUCAGGGCUUUGCUCCGGCUUCGCUCCGAAGGGGAAACUGAGGCACAGUUUGGUGAGAACCCCCCCAGGAGUGGGGGGGACGGGGGGGGUGUCACCAGGAGCCUCCCCCCUCCCACUCAGCCUUGGGGGGGGCCGGGAGGUGUCCCAGGUGUCCUCCCCGACCAUCCCCCCCAGGUCUCCUGACUUUUGGUCAAGUGCCUUACCUGCCCCUCCCCCGGGCUCCCUCCGCGUCCCCGCUGCCCCCCCAGCACGGGGUGGGGGCACAGGGACCCCCUCCCAAACCCAAGCCUCCCCCCGCCCCCACCUGGGUUCCCCCUUCUCCUCUCUCACCCCUGUGCCUCAGUUUCCCCUUUUUUCUGAUGAGUUCUGCCGGCGCCUGGGGGGGGGAGGAGGGGUCUCUUUGCUGUCCCCCUCUACCCCCCCAAAAAACGGGGUCCAGCUCUUUGUUCGCCCCUUUCUCUUCUCUUUGCUAUACAGAAUUUGAGGGGGGGGGGGCGCAGCGGCGACUCGGCAGUAUGGACCCCCCCCCCCCCAAAACCGUGCUUGGCUUCCCCCGGGGACCCCCCCUUCAGUGUCUGUCCUGUGUAAUGAAGUGCCAAGACCACCCAUCCCCACCCCCUCUCCCCGGACACCCACCAGGGGCCCUUCUGGAGUGCCCCCAGACCCACCAGGACCCCCCCCACCCCCAAAAAAAAACCCGGGAUCGCCCCCCCCCCCCCCCCGAGCCCCCCGACGCUGGAGGUUGCACAUGAACUGCUGUUGGGCGCGAGGGAGCGUGUGAAUAGUGAAAAUAAACACAGAGUUUGUAACA